This is a messenger RNA of Athene cunicularia (burrowing owl), 2253 nucleotides long. It is a transcript of the gene FAM171B, whose product is annotated as family with sequence similarity 171 member B. NCBI's taxonomy places the organism in Eukaryota, Metazoa, Chordata, Aves, Strigiformes, Strigidae. The record is from RefSeq and is a predicted model, not a curated record.
AUGUAUGACCUCCUGUUUUAUUUUCUGUUAAUAGGAUCUGUUUUUACCCUGAAAGUUCAAGUAAAUGACAUCAUCAGUCAUCAGUACCUGCAACAAGCGGUUGUAGAAGUGUUUGUUAACUACACAAAGACAAAUUCUACUCUUACUGGAAGCAACGGAGCAGUAUUAAUAAAAGUCCCCUACAAAUUAGGAUUAAGUUUAACUAUCGUAUCGUACAAGGAUGGCUACAUGUUAACACCUUUGCCUUGGAAGACUGGGAGGAUGCCAAUAUACUCAUCUGUGACACUUUCAUUAUUCCCACAACGUCAAGCUAAUAUAUGGCUCUUUGAAGAUAUUGUCUUAAUUACUGGAAAACUGUCUGAUGCCAAAUCUCAACCAAGUGUUCAGUUUCCAAAAUUAUUAAUAAAGCUUCCAACAAAUCACCAUAUUACAAAUGUUACAGCCUACCUGACAGUGCCAGAGCAAUUUUUGAAAGUGGAUAGCUUUCUCUAUACAACAGGAAUUCUUCUAAAUAAAUCGGGUUUCAAAAGCAUGGAAUUAGCUCCUCUUGCUGCAAUAUGUGUAAAUGUUCUUUUGACUGGGAAAGAACUGAAAGUAAAUGGUCCCAUUCAGAUUACACUUCCUCUUCCCACAAGUACUGUAAAACCAGGAGAUGCUAUACCUGCAUGGACAUUUGAUAUGAAAACUGGUGCUUGGGUAAGCCGUGGGCUGGGAAUGGUGAAGGAAGCAGAUGGCCAGUUAGUAUGGACAUACACUGCUCAACACUUAGGCUACUGGAUAGCAGCUCCACUGCCUGGAACAAAAGAAUCCAUUAUUAGUGCGGUUUCCAAGGACAUAACAGCCUAUCACACAGUGUUCCUUACGGCCAUACUGGGAGGUACUGUUGUCAUUAUCAUUGGAUUUUUUGCUGUUCUUCUCUGUUACUGCAGGGAUAAAUGUGGUCGGACACAAAAGAAGGAAAAAAAUACAACUAAGCUGGAGGUCAUAAAAAAAGACCAGACAACAUCAACAACUCACAUGAAUCACAUCAAUGCUGUCAAAGGGUCUUUAAAGCUGGAGGAUAAGUCACAGUUAUACACACCGAAGAUUUCUUCAUACAGCCCUCAAAGAAGGAUGUCUGUAGACACAGAAGAUGGAAAAUCACGAGACAAUUUUAAAAUCUACACAGAGGAUGCUUCUUAUCAGUCAUCCUGUCAGGCAAGAAAUUCAGCCCAUUCGUUAGAGCCUGCUCCUGGAGUUCGGCAUUUACAGCAGCCGAAGCAUAGUAACAGUACUCUUUCCCAAGCUCCUAGGGACAUUCAAGACCAAAACAGAUACCUUUCACUGAAAGAAGAGAUAUACGGGCUUUCCCAUAUCCCAGAACACUUAAUGCAUAUUUACAAUCAACCUAUCGCUAUUCUUCAAACCUCUGAACUUUUCCACUCCCCAGAACAGUUGCAUCCUGCUAAAUCAGCAACUCUGCCAAGAAAAGGGCAGUUAAUAUAUAGCCCCAUGAUGGAACCCAUGAAUCGUGACGGUUACAUGCAGACCUUACCAAAAAUGCCAGUGCACUCUCAUCCACAGCCUUCUGUCUGCAGAGAUGAAAACAAUACAAUAGCUAGCGAAGAGGGUUUACCUUCUCAAGCAUCAAACUGGAGCCGGUACACUAAUAGCUUACUGGAAUCUGUCUCUGUUCCUGGGACAUUGAAUGAAGCAGUUGUAAUGACUCCGUUUUCAUCUGAACUUCAAGGUAUUUCAGAACAAACCUUAUUGGAACUCUCUAAAGGAAAACCAUCUCCCCAUCCUCGAGCAUGGUUUGUGUCCCUGGAUGGAAAGCCAAUUGCUCAAGUGAGGCAUUCUUUCAUAGAUCUGAAAAAGGGCAGAAAAACAGAGAGUAAUGAUACCAGUCUGGAUUCUGGUGUGGACAUGAAUGAGCAUCAUCCUAGUAGGAAACUGGAGAGAGAGAAAACUUUCAUCAAAAAUAUGCCACAUUCUAAGAUCCUUUACUUGGAAGAUCUGGAUCUGAGCAGCAGUGAAAGUGGGACCACUGUUUGCACUCCAGAGGACCAGGCUGUGAGGCACAUUCUGGAUGGAGGGAAUGGGCAAGUCACAGAACAGCAUGAUGAAGGUCUAAGAAGAAAAACUGUAUCAGGAAGUCAUGAAUCUGGUAUCCCUUCUGCUAAAAGAAGGGAUAGACCAUCUAUCAUGAAAAGAGAUAGCAAAACUAAUAUCUGGAAGAAAAGAGAGGAGAGGCCGCUUAUGCCUAUAAAUUAA